AUGUCCUACCGCAACUUUGGGCCCCAGCAGCUGGCUUGCCCACUCGACCACUGCAAAUCUCUCAAACUGUUAGGUGGUAGUUACACUCAGUCCAAAUUUAUACCAACGCUUCGAGAGCAAUUCAACGGAGGUCACGGCAGGAGUGGAGUCCACCUCAGCGGUGACACCGGUUCUCGCAGUGAUGCCUACUCUGAGAUGAAGUCAGCUGUGCCAACACCCGACUGCCUGCUCUCCUCUCCAUACACAGUGUCUAACUUUAGCAUUCAUGUGCUCGGAUGA
Echinococcus granulosus is the source of this 279-nucleotide messenger RNA. RefSeq lists its product as hypothetical. The transcript has 2 exons. The record is from RefSeq and is a predicted model, not a curated record. Bases 1 to 279 code for a protein of 92 amino acids. Lineage: Eukaryota; Metazoa; Platyhelminthes; Cestoda; Cyclophyllidea; Taeniidae.